Ectocarpus sp. CCAP 1310/34 is the source of this 2229-nucleotide messenger RNA. NCBI's taxonomy places the organism in Eukaryota, Phaeophyceae, Ectocarpales, Ectocarpaceae. The record is from the annotation of a GenBank genome assembly.
AUGAGGCGUGGCGACGGCCCAGCGAUUACCGGCCCGGGCGAAUGUGAACGCGUUAUGUAUGCUGGUGAGCGGCAGUUCAAAGUUGUGCAGAGCUGGAGACUGAAGGAGGGACGCGGCGUUGAGAUCACUACCAAGCUCUUCGACCUCAAGGCUGGCAAGCGCGCAGCUGCGAGAAACAGCGGCACCUCGGAGGCUUGUGAAGCAGAUUUGUCCAAGGUGGCCCGCGAAAAAGCUGACAAGAUCAUGAAGGGCAAGCGAGAGGGAGCUCGGAGAGCGGGCGUACCACAAGCCCGCGGGCGCGGUGGUGGGGCAGACAGUCACAUGUCUUGCCCCGUCAUCAGGGUGGCGGCGAGGCAGCUUUCUCCAAAUUUUUCGGGUGGCCGGACUACAUCAACUUCAAGAGGAUUGGGAAUCGGAGAAGGGCGAGGACAUCAAGGACCCUGGCCGAACUCUAUUCCUCUCAACAUGGUCACCCCGGACGGACAAACGGCGUGGAAGGGGAUGUGGGAACACCUGGGGACGUUUUCGGAAGUGUUGGCAUGCCCAAAGGUGGACCUACGAGAGGGGGACCCGGAGGAUGAGACCCGGUAUGAAGACGUUGAGAGGCCCGGGAAGAAGCCCCUGCAAAACCAACAAGUCGAGAAGGAGGGCAAGCUCUGCGACCUGUGGGCGGACUUCAAGAAGCACAGCAGUAAGCUCUACAUCGCUCAUCAUGCAGAGGCCAAGUGGCAGACAACCUCUCAUGGGCUCUGCUUGAGCACGUUUCACGACGGCGAUAUCGUGAUCGAGACAGAUUUUAUCGAGAAAUAUUCGCACGUUCCUGGGGCCGUCCUCACCUGCGCGCGGCAUCCCCAAACCACGCUCAUGGUGGCUAUUGUACACUUCAGUCCGCAGCGCUGGGAGGGCGGCGGAAGGGUUCACCAGACUGAGACAUGGAUUUCUACUUCGGAGGACCCUGCACACGACUUCGACUUUCACCGCCACGCGCUAACUCAGAUUGCCGACUACUACUUGGAUGGGCCCGGAAGUGAUGCAACUGCCGCCGCUCGGGAAGCCCAACGGAUCCCCCGCAUGCACAUGUUCACGGACGGGUGCGCCAAGCAGUACAAGGGGAGGCGCAACUUCCGUUUUCUGGCUGACAGUGUGCGGCAGCUUGGCUUUAUCGUCGAACACCAUUUUGCGGCCACCUCUCACUUCGAAGGCUGCCACGACGGGAUCGGCGGUGUGGCGAAGAACGCCAUGAGGAUGUCCGAGCAACGUGGCGAUCGGGCGGCUGGUGUGGUGAAAUUCUUGGAAGAGUACUUUGACCACAUCGGGGCUGGGAACAAGGAGCUCGCGGACUACUUCGCCACGUGGUCGCCGUAUCGCAUCCGGCGUGUGCAUGUGAAGCUCAUCGGGCUGGGCGCUGUCUACAGGCCGGAGCAGCAGCUAAAAGGCAUCACAGGUACUCGAGACGCCUACCUCUUUGUAGGGGCCAACGCGGGGCUUACGGACCGCGCGACCACGACUAGGCGGGGGAGAGACGAAAGCGUUCCGGACGUGAUGGAGAAAGAUUGGUCACUGGCGAUGGGAACGGACGUGGGGGAGGUGGAGGGGACGGAGCUCUAUGAGAAGAGGAAGAGGGAUGGCCGCCGCACGGACCCUGGUGACGAGAAGGGAGAGGAGGAGGAGAGGGAAAAGACGUGGGGGGAUGGGUCUGCCGGUGCAAGACGGAGCGGCAGGGCGCGGAGGCCCAAAGCGCUUUUCACGUUGGUGGAGGGGUAUGAGGAAGAGGAGAAGGAAAGCGAUGUGGAAGGGGAGAAGGAGGGGGAGGGGAACGCGGAGGGGGAGAGGGAGGAAGAGGAGGAAGUAGAGUCGGAGAGGGAGGAAACGGAGCGGGGGUGCGAGGUGGUUCGCGCCGAGAAGGUCAUCCUCACCGACGAGCUUUACACCUCGGCCGCAUCUUGCUUUUGCUCAGCGUGCCGACGGCGCGAGUACAACAUGUGCUUUACGAAUAGCAUGUAUCCGGGGCAAGUCCCCGUGCUUAAAGCAGACCAAGUUGACGAGACGGUCAUUAGGGUCACUGGGGUAGAUCCUGUGGUUGGAGUUGACCCCGUCCCUGGUAGAAAGAGAAAAUCGAAAGCAAUCGUGUUCGGCAAGGAGGAUUUCUGUAUGAUUAAGAAGGUGCCUGGUGCGCAGUUGACGGUUAUUUCUGCAACAGCACAUAGAAGAAGGUUGUCGGGGUACUGA